AUCGUAGGUGAUGAUGGCGGUGGAUGAGCAGCAUCGCUGAGUUCGCUCCUCUGAGCUUUCUAUGUUAAUAUAAUUAUAAAAACUAUCGAAUAAUACAAUUCGUCUCCUUGGUCUCCUAACCAGAGACGAUGGGCAACGAAGGAAGCAUCGAGGGAAGCGGACAACCCGGAGAACCGGGCUCCAUCUCUAUGGUUGGAGCUCCCGGUUCGUUUUCAGCACCGGGUUCUGGACAGCACAUCAAACCCGCCAAUGGUGCUGUUGCCGGGGGAGGAAUGGGUGGCGGACCGGGGAUGAAUAGGGUUCCUAUGGGGAGUCCUAAACCUGGGAUGCAGCUUGGCUAUGGAGGGAUGGCUGGAGGAAUGGGUGGUGGAGGAGGUCAGAGACUGGCCAACCAAGAGAGCCACAGGCCGUUGCAGCAAUCUAGCUCAGGCCCCGACUAUGGCUCUGGCCCGGGUCAGGGCCAUGGGCCAGGGAUGGGUUCUGGGAUGGGUGGCGGUCAGGGUCAGCAUGGCCAGAGCCCCAGUCAGCCCGGUCAGCACGCCUCCAGACGGAACCUCCAGGUGGACUUCAGCAGCUCGGGAGGCCGGACGGGUCGCUCCUCCUCAGCGUCUCCGGACCGGGGGAUCACCCCCACCUCGCCCUACUCGGUGCCUCAGAUCGCCCCCAUGCCCGUCAGCAAGCUGUGCCCCCUCUGCUCCACCACAGAGCUGACCAAUCCGCCGGCCCUGCCAAACUACAACACCUGCACACAGUGCCGCUCCACCGUCUGCAACCAGUGUGGCUUCAACCCCAACCCCCACCUCACAGAAGUACAGGAGUGGCUCUGUCUCAACUGCCAGAUGCAGAGGGCCUUGGGCAUUGACAUGACCACCCCACGCUCCAAGAGCCAGCAGCAGAUCCACUCUCCAUCCCACCAAGCCAAACCCAUAGUCCAGCCACCACCUGUUCAGCCAGCUCAGCCAGCAGCCCAGCCAAAACCCCAGCCUCAGCCCCAGGCCCAGCCCCCACCACAGUCAAAACCCCACUCCCAGCCCCAGCACCAACUCUACGGUCAAUCCCAGCCCUAUAGUCAAUCCCAGCCCCAGGCCCAGCCCUAUGGUCAAUCCCAGUCCCAGCCCUAUGGACAAUCCCAAUCCCAGUCCCAGCUCUAUGGUCAGUCCCAAUCCCAGUCCCAGCUCUAUGGUCAGUCCCAGCCCCAGUCCUUUGGCAAAACUCCACCCCAGCCCUAUGGCCAAUCCCAGCCUCAGCAACAGCCCUACAACCAAACUCAGCCCCAGCCACAUGGUCAAUCUCAGACCUAUGGCCAUUCCCAGCCCCAGCAACAGCCCUAUGGUCAAUCCCAGCCCCAACAACAGCCCUACAGCCAAACUCAGCCUCAGCCAUAUGGUCAAUCCCAACCCCAGCAACACCUCUACGGCCAAAGCCAACCUCAGCCCCAGCCAUAUGGUCAAUCCCAGCUCUAUGGUCAAUCCCAGUCCCAGCACCAGCCUCAGGCCAAACCCCAAGCUCAGCAUCAGCCACAGACCUCUCCUGGCCUACAGAGUCACCCUAUACCCGGCUCUGCUUCCCUGCCUGGGUCAACGACAAGCUCCCCCCAGCACAUCCCAUAUGGCCAGAGAGGGCCUGGAGGUCCCGGCCAGCCCCGGAUUCCCCAUCCUGGAGCAGUCCCCCUGGUGGGCAUGGCCAAGGCACCCUCCCAGCCAGACCUGGGCCGAGGCUCCUCGAUGCACCAGAGCGGCCGCCAGGCCGCCAGCGCCGGCUCGUCGCCUUCCCAUCGGCCCGCCGUUCCCCAGGGGCAACCGCCCCAGGACGGCCUGACCAAACUGUUUGGCUUUGGGGCAUCGCUCCUCAACCAGGCAGCCAGCACCCUGGCCUCUGUGGACCCCCUCUCAGGGACACCAUCCACCCAGCCCUCCCCUGCCAGGGGUGGGCCUUCCAACAAACAACAAGGACCUCCUGGUGCCAAACCAUUCCAGACAGGUGGCCCUUAUGCACCCCAGACGGGUGGCCCUUAUGCACCCCAGACGGGUGGCCCUUAUGCACCCCAGAUGGGUGGCCCUCAUGCACCCCAGAUGGGUGGCCCGCAAGCACCCCAGAUUGGUGGCCCUCAUGCACCCCUGAUGGGUGGCCCGCAAGCACCCCAGGUGAGUGGCCCUCAUGCACCCCAGAUGAGUGGCCCUCAUGCACCCCCGAUGGGUGGCCCGCAAGCACCCCAGAUUGGUGGCCCUCAUGUACCGCAAAUGGGUGGACCCCACACACCAACUCAGAUGGGUGGCCCGUAUGCACCACAAAUGGGUGGCCCACAUACAUCAACUCAGAAAGCACUCCAACAGCAGCAAUCAGCUGUGCAUCAUCAGAAGGGACCACAGCAGCAACAACAGCAACAGCAGCAGCCGGCCAGACAGGAGCCCGUUCCCAACCUGGUGGAGCCCGAGAAGCCCAAAGUCAAAUGCCCCCUGUGUAAGACGGAGCUCAACAUCGGCAGCACCACUGAGCCGCCUAGCUACAACUCCUGCACCCAGUGCCACACUCAGGUCUGCAACCUAUGUGGAUUCAACCCCGCGCCUCACCUGGAGAAGAAAGAAUGGCUCUGUCUGAACUGCCAGACCCAGCGACUGAUGUCUGGAGGUCUCCGGGAUCCCUCUCCUGUAUCUCAUCCGUCUCCAAAGCACCAACCAAUGGGUUCUCCACGCCACCAGGCACUGGCCAGUCAGCAGCCUGUUCAGCAGCCACCCUUACAAAAAUUCACCAAUCAGCAGCAGGAAGGGCCGAGACAGAUGCAACCGCAGCAGCAGAAGCCCCAGACAGCCCUGGGGAGCGGACCUGGAGACACAAAGGCCCCUGUCCAGGCCACACCUACACCUGCAAUCGAGCCCCUGAAACAACCAAAGGCCACGGAAGAGACGCCAAAACCAGAGAAGUUGGUGGAACCCGCCAUAGACACAAAACCGACUCAGAAGAAGGGAGAGCCAAUCACACCAAUAAAAGAGAUAAAGAAGUCAAGAUAUGAUGAGCCCAAGAACAGCACUCAGGACCUGUCGCGGAGCCCCCAGAGCCUGAGCGACACGGGCUACUCCUCCGACGGCAUCUCCAGCUCCCACAGCGAAAUUAUCGGCCUCAUCCAGGAGGAGGAGAUGAAGCUGAGCGAGAGGGGCAUCAGCGAGCGUGGCAGCCCCCCCAGCCCAUCCGAGAUCACCAAGCUGGAGAGCUCCAUGAGGCCCCUGCUGGAGUGCAAGACCGUGCCAGUUGAGGAGAGGGAGCGCGAAAGGGGCCGAGGCCGGCACCACCGAGAGCAGAGACCCCGGUCACUGUCUAUCACCCCGGAGGCCUAUGACUCUGAUGAGGAGCUGGAGGACAUUGUGGAAGAGGAGGAGGAGGACGGAGGAGACUGGGAGUCCAAACAGGAGCACAAGAACAGUGCCACUCCCAAAGAGGAGAAGAAAGUGGCCGAGCCGGAGCCGAUGACAGAUGAGGAGUUCAUGAGGAGGCAGAUCAUGGAGAUGAGCGCUGACGAGGACAUCGAGGAAGAGGAGGAGGACAUGGAGGAGGAGGACGAGGAGGACGAAGGCUACGGCUACCAAAAACCUAAAAAAACACACAAGCACAUCUCAGAGUUGACGAAAGAGAAGCGCCGCCUCUCUCACCAGUCCAGCAGCUUUGAGGAGGACACCAAAAGCUCCAGCGACAUCUACAAAUGUUCUGCGGAGGAAGGAGAGGAGGGGGGUCUGGGAGGCCUGCGCCGCUUCAAGACAAUCGAGCUCAACAACACCAACAGCUACAGCCGCGACAUGGAGCUCAACAACGAGAACGACCUCAGCCUGGACCGAGAGCCCGAGUUGGAGAUGGAGAGCCUGACGGGGUCUCCCGAGGAGCGCUCCAGGGGUGAGUACUCCUCCACCCUGCCACCCACCACCUCCAGCUACAACUCUGGCACCUCCCCCACCUCCAUCUCCUCCAUGGAGGAAGACAGCGACAGCAGUCCCAGUCGCAGGCAGAGACUGGAGGACGCCAAGCAGCAGAGGAAGGCCCGCCACCGCUCCCACGGCCCCCUGUUGCCCACCAUUGAGGACUCCUCAGAGGAGGACGAGCUGAGAGAGGAGGAGGAGCUGCUGCGGGAGCAGGAGAAGAUGAGGGACCUGGAGCAACAGAGGAUCCGCAGCACGGCCAGGAAGACCAAAAGAGAUAAGGAGGAGCUGAGGGCCCAGAGACGCAGGGAGAGAUCCAAGACGCCCCCCAGCAACCUCUCCCCCAUCGAGGAUGCCUCCCCUACUGAGGAGCUGCGACAAGCUGCGGAGAUGGAGGAGCUCCAUCGAUCCUCUGCCUCAGAAUACUCCCCCCAGAGCCUUGACUCAGAGGCUGAGGGAUACGAGUCUAAACUCUACAAGUCUGGCAGCGAGUAUAACUUGCCCACGUUCAUGUCUCUGUACUCUCCUACUGAGAAGUCAUCGACAACUUCAACCACCACCGCGCCUUCCAGCAGCAAGCCCCUGAAGAGUGCUGAGGAGGUGUAUGAGGAAAUGAUGAGGAAAGCCGAGUUGCUGCAGAAACAACAUAAACAGCAACAGCAGCAGCAACAAGGGAGACACAACAGUGCAUAUGAGGAUGACACGAAUGGCCAACAGUAUAAAGAUGAGUAUGAGUACGAGCAGGCUGAGACUAGUUAUGAAAACGAGGCGGCAGAGACAGGAGGCAUCUACGAAGAGAUCCGCCAGACCUCCCAAAACAUCACUAAGAUGCAUCAAUCCUCAGCCCUGGAGUUACAGCAGCAGGCAGACGAGCAGGUGGAAAUAGACGACAGUACCUAUCCAGAUAAGCAGCUUUUAGAUACAGGGUCGGCCUUCGCUAAGCUGCUUGAGCAGACCAAUGACCUGUUGACUCCUGGCAACAGCCCCACUCAGCUCUCUGCACCUGUGACUUUCUCUGAGGCUGGAGGAAGGAUCCCUGAUGUACGGGUGACACAACACUACUCCAAAGAUGUCCAUAAAGCCGGGAUGAAGAGCCAGACGGGUAAAAAUGGCAUUACUCCAGUGGCGGCCGCCACCACAAUUGCAGCCUACGGGGUUUAUUCCCGGGAUGCAGUGACCAUCCCUCACACAAGCGCUAGUCAAACGAUGACGACCACCCAAUCCAUCAUGUAUGGUCGACAAACUGGAGGACCUGCCACUUCAACCACAACCAUCUCAAAUGUGUGCAGCAAGAUAGCGGAGAUAACACAGGCUUACAGCCAGAGAGAGGUAGUUGCGAGGAGGGCGGGCGAGAACCGAGGGGUCCAAGCUAGAGAGAGUGCAACAUCUUCAGAGCAUGUCAUAGAGCCCCACUCGACAAAGAUGUACUCGUACUACAAGAGCUCCAGCCCCCCUCUGUCUCCCUCUGCCUCGCCCACCGAGAGCCCAAGUCGUUCACCCUCCAGGAGGGCCGAGAUAUCCACUCAGACAUUCAGCCCAGGCAUAGGGGCUCUGUCAGCUGGCUCGGGGCCCACCUCCCCAGUGAUGGCCCAGGGGACACAGACAUCUCAAAGGGCCAUAUCCCCACGUCUCUUGAGACAGCAAUCCUCCCAGCAUGCCCCCUACAUGGUCGCAAGCUUGGAGCCCACAAGCUCUGCCAAACCAAUGACAGUCAACACCGCCACGUCACCUUUAUCCUCGCCCACCAGAUUCACCCGACAGUCGACAUUUGACAGCUACUCUCCACAGGCCAGUCCGCCAGACACCCCUCCAUACCACCAGUCUCCUCAGCACAGCUUCUAUAGGAUGCAGAAGGUGGAGAAGGUCAGUGUUGGAACCAGCAUGGUCACCACAGCUAGCACCUACAGCCGUGGUUCCAUGUCUAUGGACAACAUCUCUCUCUGCAGGUUCUCCAGCAUCCCGGGGACCUCGAGUGUCGAACCGGGCCAGAUGAUCCAUGGUGGGAGUGUGGUGGAUCUGAGAACAGUAGAUCUGAGAACAACCACUAACGCAGCUCCCAUUUUAAUGACUGCCCAUGGCAUGGAUCUUACCUCCCUGGCCACAGAAACACGCAAAUACACCAGCGGGAUUGAGGGGAGCCACCCCUCAACUAUCAUCCAGCCCCUCAUCAUGAACCUGAACACCCAGCAGCAGCCCCACGUAAUGGUAUCCACUGCAACCACGAUGAGCGUCACGGUGGCCGCCUCCAUGUUCAUAUCACAGCCCCAACAGCCCAUGGUCUAUGGGGACCCUCUACAAAACAGAGUUGACCUCGGUCAGGGCAUGGGCUCAGCCAUGUGCCUGUCACAGAACAAACAACCUCCCACUGACCCAUCUAUCCCCAAGAUCGACGCCAAGCUGGAGGACCUGAGCAUCCAGCAGCAGCAGCUUCUCCAGCAGCAGCAAAAGCUCCAACAGCAACAGCAGCUCUUGGAGCAUCAGCUCCAGCAACACCACCAGAUGCAGCAGCAGUCCUCCGUAGCUCGGUUCAACCUACCAGGCCAGAUGACGCUGCUCAAGAAAGACCUUCUGGUCAGCCAAACCAGCAAUACCCCAGCCGUGGUCAGUACUAUAUCCCCUGCCGUUGCCCCUGAUGUCUACGGCACUGGAGAUCCCCUGGAGCUGAAGAGCAAACCAACCCCGGCAGGUUUGAUGCACCUGGCUGGGGGUGGGCCUCAUGGCAUGAUGGUCCAAAUGGAUGGGGCCCCACAGGGAGGACCAGUGACCCAGCUGGUGAAGACAGAGGAGGGCCAGGAUGCCGUGGACCUCACAGGGGGGCAGAUCAAAGCUGAGAACCAACCAGCUUGCUGUGAUGUCGUGUACCGCCUCCCAUUUGGAGGUAGUUGCGUUGGCGGACCAUUUUCCCAAAAGCCAAAUGUUGAUGAGAAUGUGGCCACUCAAGAGCCAAGACCACACUCUGUGCCACCACUCUCUUAUGAGUCGGACCAGGAGGGCCAGUAUCAGGAGUUUUCUAUGGACGGGCAUAAAGCCUACACAUUACCGUUCCCUGGUCGGCUACAGCCCUCGAUGUCUGACACCAACCUAGCAGAGGCCGGACUCCAGUCCUACCACUCCAAGAUGGACCCACACUUCCAGACCUCUGGAGAGCUGGCUGUGGACCUCAGCACCAUGAAACACACCUAUGAGGGUGGAUUCCUCGGACUGGGCAUGCAGUAUGGCUCCUACACUGACCUACGCCAUGGAGGUGAUAUCACUGCAACUGCCCUGCCCAUACGCAGAUUCAACUCCCUGUCAAACAUCAGCUCUGACUACGGCUACUCCCCCCGAGACCUCGCUAACUUCCAGGAGUCCAACCUGGCCCAGUACAGUGCCACCACUGCCAGAGAGAUCAGUCGAAUGUGCGCUGCCCUCAACUCAAUGGACCGCUAUGGGAGCAACCCAGAGCUUAUGCAAUACGGUGUAGGCAGAGGAACAGGUCCAGGUGGCAGGCUUAACUCUAUGAGACAAAAUAUGCUCUAUGGACCUGACGGGAAGCCAAUCUCUCACACCCAAGCGCUCACCAACAUGAUCAAUGCCAGGCAAGCCAGCCUCCGAGCCAUGUACCCGUCUGCCAUGAGGUCUGCUGAUGGGAUGACCUAUUCUACCAUCAACACACCCAUCGCCUCCACCUUGCCAAUCACUACCCAGCCUGCCUCAGUGCUGCGCCCACUAUUAAGUGGAGUGUACAGGCCUUUACCCACAGCCAAUAUGACACCUGUGCCUCUGGCCAGUCUCACUAGGAUGCCUGUGAACCCACGGAUGCCUAUGUCUGGCCAGGCCCCAUACCAUUAUCCGGCUCCCAACGUCUUCCCAUCUACGACGUCGACCCCUGUGAGCAUGCCUGCCGCCAUCAACACCACUCAGGAUGCCCCAAUCUUCCUAGGGAAGCCCUCUGUGACAUCAAGUGGAUCUGAUCCCCCGUAUCAAUCUCCUGUUGCCCAUACAUCAGCCUCAGUGAGAUUGCCAAAGGAGUCCGAGCAGCAGCCCAUAAACCUGACCCAGGCUCACCUCCACACUCAGGCCCCAGGGCAGCCCCAGGUCCAGCCUCAGAACCAACCCCCAGCUCAGCCACAGCACAUGCAAACUCAAUUCCACCCACAGGGCCAGCAUCCACCCCAGAGCCAGCCACCUCCGGCCCAUGCUUACCCCCCAACACAAAGCUACACUGGGCCCCAGAGCAGCACCCUGCCCCAUCACCCAACCCCACCCUCCAGCGGCCCUGUCAACCCGGAGACCGAGACUGAGGAGGAGAGGAUGCACCGCCAGCAGGAGCAGCUUCUGCAAAUGGAGCGGGAACGCGUGGAGUUGGAGAAGCUGCGUCAGCUGCGUCUGCAGGAGGAGCUGGAGAGAGAGCGCAUGGAGCUGCAGCGGCAUCGUGAGAAAGAGCAGAUGCUGGUGCACAGGGAGAUCCAGGAGCUGCAGACCAUCAAGGAGCAGGUCCUGCAGCAGCAGCAGGCUGAGAGGGAGAACCAGCUGGUGAUGCAGAAGGAGCAGUUGGCCCAGCAGAAAGCCCAGCUUGACCAGAUCCAGUCGCUGCAGCAGCAGCUCCAGCAGCAGCUCGAGGAGCAGAAGCGGCAAAAGACUGCUGCAGCUGCUGCUGCAGCCACCGCAGCCGCUCAGUUGGACCAGAGCGGCCAGAUGCUGAAGCCCUACGGAAACCAAAUGGGUUUCAGGUCCCUGCCCAACUCCUCCUCAGACAUGUGUCUAAGGAACAACGAGGAGCAGAUGGAGACCAGGACCAACAUGAGAAAGCAGAACUCCACCUCCAUGCCCCGACUGAGGGAUGGAAUGGAGGGUGAGAGCGUUGAGUUCUACGGAGCCCGGAGGAUCGUGGACAGUUGUGUUCAGACAGACGAAGAGGACGGUGAGGAGAGGUACAUCAUGUCUAGACGCAGACGCAACAGGCGCAGCGUGGACCGUAGCGUCCAAACCGACGACGACGAGGAGAAAGUGGAGUGGGAGCAGCCUGUGAGACGCAGACGCUCACGCUUCUCCAGGCACUCGGAUCCCGGGGCCGACCACAAGACUGAUGCAGCCUCCAAGACGGCCACCUCAUCCAGCAUCGCCAUUCAGACCAUUCGAGACUGCUCCUGCCAGACCGAAACAGACCAGCUGGGGAAGGUGUCCCCGGCCAUCCACGUCACUUUGCCAGACCCGAACAAAGUGGAGAUCGUCCACUACAUCUCAGGCCCUGAAAGGACACAGAAAGGCCAAAGCCUAGCCUGCCAAACAGAUGUGGAGGCCCAGUCUCAGGGCGUGGUGGUGCCACAGCUCAGCGUGCCCACCACUAUCAACCCUUACUCCACAGGUAUCCAGCUGGUUGCCUCCGCCGACCCGCGGCAGCAGCAGAACAGGAGGAGGUCUGACCCCAUGGAGAUCAGCUACCAGACCCAGACCCAGCCCAUGAACCACCUCCACAACGAGUCCCUCUCCAGCCUGAUCUGUCAGCCCCCCAAGUCCCCCCAGGUGCUCUACUCCCCUGUGUCCCCCGUCUCCCCCCACCGCCUGCUGGAGACCUCCCUCUCCAGCGGCGGGCUGAACAAGGCCCAUGUCACUCCCCAGCAGAAGGCCUACACAGCCGAGUCACCCCACCGCCUCCCCAGCAUGCCCCGCCCUAUUAAGAACACACAGAGGUCCAUGUCUGACCCCAAGUUGCUGAGCCUCACCACUGACGAGCACACUAAGGCCAGGCUAAACCUGUACCAGCAGCAAGCUCUUCAGAGCCAGCUUGCUGCCCUGCAGCAGAGCGCUCUGAGGAAGGUGAAGAGGACCCUGCCCAGCCCCCCUCCAGAGGAGAGCCACCUCCCCACCAUCACCCCGGCCCUGCCCGCUGUGCCCUCCCUGAGGGCCGGGUCCAGGCCAGGUCUGGCAGCCAAAGCCAGCCUGCUGAAGGACCUCACCCACGAGCUGAAGGCAGUGGAGCAGGAGUCCACCAAGCUCCGCAAGCAGCAGCAGGAGCUGGAGGAGGAGGAGAAGGAGAUUGAUGCCAAGCUGCGCUACCUGGAGCUGGGCAUUCAUCAGCGCAAGGAAACCCUGGUGAAGGAGAGGGAGAGGAGGGACAUGGCCUACCUGCGCUGCAUGGGCGACCCGCGAGACUACAUGUCAGACAGCGAGCUGAAUAACCUGCGGCUGGCGGCGGCGGUAGCUUCCUACGAGAGCAACGGGGUGCUGACCAGACCCAGCACAGCACCACUGAGCCAGUACACCAGUGACCUCAACACAGCCGCCCAGUUCCCUCCCAUCUCCUCCUUCGUCUCCUUCCAGUCAUACCACCCCCAGAGCCAGCCAGCUCCAGCACCCCAACCUGGCACCCCUUACCAGACCGCAGCCUUCAACCAGCCCCCUACCCUUCAGUGUCCCAGGCAGCAGCUCUUCCCCAGCCCACCCCCCUGCAGACCCAACAUCUUCCCCCAUCCUACCAGACCCAGGGGUCCUUCCCCUCCCACACAUACCCCCAGAGCCAGCCCCCCUACCCGACAGAGCAGGGGGUGCAGCCACUGCUCCAGCAACAGCAACAGCCAAGCCACCAGGGGUUCCAGCCUGCCCAGCCUGGCCAACCUCCCUACCCCACCCACACCUCUCCAUACCCCAGCCAGCUGUCCUACCCAGCUGGCCCUAGCCAGACCACUCCCUACCAGCCCCAGGCAGACAUCCUCACUGUUCAUCAGAGACCCAGACAGACCUCUCUGGCUGACCUGGAGCACAAGAUGCCCACUAACUAUGAGGUCAUAAGCAACCCCACUGUAGUGGUGACCACCACAGCCCAAGAUGCCAUCUACUCCUCCUCCAGUGGGGCGCCUCCAUACGGACAGUAUACUGGUGGUACCCCUAUGACCAACACUUAUGGGCCAUACUCUUCUACAGUCUC
Messenger RNA from Oncorhynchus keta (chum salmon), 10812 nucleotides. RefSeq names its product protein bassoon-like. Gene Ontology annotation, biological process: protein localization to synapse; presynaptic active zone assembly. Gene Ontology annotation, cellular component: cytoskeleton of presynaptic active zone; glutamatergic synapse; axon. The transcript has 6 exons. The coding region runs from base 129 to 10676 and encodes 3515 amino acids. Lineage: Eukaryota; Metazoa; Chordata; Actinopteri; Salmoniformes; Salmonidae. The record is from RefSeq and is a predicted model, not a curated record. Gene Ontology annotation, molecular function: structural constituent of presynaptic active zone; metal ion binding.